Molecule: messenger RNA, 2250 nt
Organism: Schizophyllum commune H4-8
Lineage: Eukaryota; Fungi; Basidiomycota; Agaricomycetes; Agaricales; Schizophyllaceae
Exons: 3
Coding region: 268-2181 (637 amino acids)
Source: RefSeq, a predicted model, not a curated record
GGAGCGUUCCGGAGCGCCCUCGCCUCGUUUCGCUCUUGCUAAGCUACAAAGCGCUCUCGCCAGUGGGCACCUCUUCAGCAGCAUCUCUUAAGGUCUACCUGAAUGGAGACCUGGUCCGAGGCCGCUCUUCCUUGAUAGAUCCGCUACAGAACCGACCUGCGAUGAGCUCAAUCUGUACGGGCCUCAACAUCGACCGCCUGCCUAAUUCGAACAUUUGGGCACACGUGAUUCUCUGCGUUUCUCCCCGGACACCCAUCUGUCUGCCACAUGAUGCCCAUGCAGGUCGGCGAUGAGCUUUCUCAAACGCUGAGAAUGUUCGUGGACAUAACAGAGAGACGCCCUGGCGCUCUACCGAGGCAUGUCGCUCUUGCCAAGCUCAAGGCCUCUCUCGCGCGUGGUCGCCUUUUUCGAGGAUUCGACCAAGGCCCACCGCAGCGGCAAUACGGCCAGCCACCAUUGAAGCUGGACCCACUGGCGACGAAUACUGCGAGAACCAGCCUGAAGCACUACGGGCUGCUUUGCAGCGAGAUAGACGACCUCGAGCUCUCCCCGUAUCCGUCGCCUCUCUGGAAGUCGCUCUUCUCCGCCGUGCCGAUGGCUAUGGAGUGGGUCGCGUUCCUGCAUCCGAUGAAUGGCAACGUCUACAAGGUGGAGGACCCAGAGUACUAUCUCGACAUUGCGUACGUCUUCACGGUCCUCCUUGACGGCCUGAUACAGCCGCGCGUGGGCGCAGACGAGAAGGACUUAGCGGACUGGCUUGUGACCACGCGCCUGGACGUCUACAUUGUUGACUUCUGGGUAAACCUGCGCCGCUACACUCCCGACCCUCCCAAGGUCAUAGCGACGCGGUUGCUACAUGGGAUGCACACGCUCUGCCUCGCCCUCUCGUGCCCGCGUGGCACCUUGAUACCCGAGCGCAUAGGGUAUAAUCUCACGAAGAUCACGAAGUGUAAUCCUCGUCGUAUGCACCGGACGGUUAUGUGGUACGCAGGGAUGAUCUGCGAAGGCGCCGACUCCGCGGACAUGUCGGAACAACUGUACACGCUUGCCUACAGCUUCCUCAGCGACGUUUACAAAACCCCAUACUCCCCGCCUAGCGACGUCGUCAAAGCUCUCCUCCGCGAUAUAGAACGUAACAUCGAGCUGGAAGCAUGGCCGGUAGUGAAGAGCGCGUGCUCCUACCUUGAACAGAUGUGGACAUACGCGACGAGUUACCGCAUAUACGAAGUGUCUAUUGCCCACGGGGCGUUCGACGUGCUCGUACGCCUCGGAAAGGCCUUCCCUCGGGACCCUGCAACACAUGGGGGAAUCAACCGCAGUCUGUUUACGCUCUCGCAAAGCUUCGUAUAUUGGCGGCCAGUAUCUGCCUUUCAUCUCAAGCAUGGGCCCGAGGUUAUAGAGAGCGAGGAGGAGUUGUCAGCCCUGGGCUUCGGAUUUGCAUCUUUUAUUGCCGUAUAUAAGGAGCGAUGUCCUCUGCUUGAGCCCACCAGGGCGAAGAGGCAAGAGAGAAGGAGGCAUUGUCGAGCGUGUUGCACGGACCAGGGUGGUGGUGGUUCCUGUUGCACCAAGCCAGAUACAACGAAACUCUUGCGAUGCGGACGAUGCAGAAAUGAAUCGUAUUGUUCUCCCGAAUGCCAAAGGACGCGCUGGCUGAGCGGUCAUCGGGAGAUCUGCGACCCGCUAGAAGGCUGGAUGAGCGCGCGCGACAAGGAGUUCAUCGGGAAUAUAUGCACGUCCUAUCUUCGCAGCAACGCAGCAGCGGUCGUCGCGGACCUCAGGGAGGUGGACCCCGACCGCAAGCACCACUGCAUGCUCUGCGUGCCUCUGGUCGGGCGCCGGCACCACGUCAUCAGGCUUACCGAGGAGUGCAGACCAGGCGAGCCUCGUGUGGGCGCUGUUCUUGGUCUGUGGGACGAGGAGCUGAAGCGCAUGACCGUGCACGUCGACGCUAUCUCGAUAGCGGAGCUGGAGAUGCUCGCUGUCGAGGAGCGGCUCAGGACGGUGCCCAGGAUGGAGCCGUUCGACAUAUCCGCGCAUGUCAAUGAUGGGACUGAGGAAUUGGCGGCGGCGAUGGCGAGCCAUAUUCAGAGAAGCUCCGAGGUGGUAGAUGAGCAACGCAGAGCCGUAGAGAUGGCUGAGCAGAGCAUGCACACCCUUCAGAGCUUGUUGCGUAGACAUUGAACUUGUGCUUUCUCAAAUUCACUUUGUAACCCGACAUUCAAAUUUGUUACCUGCCAAAAUCAUUUGGCC